Molecule: messenger RNA, 1057 nt
Organism: Sceloporus undulatus (fence lizard)
Lineage: Eukaryota; Metazoa; Chordata; Lepidosauria; Squamata; Phrynosomatidae
Exons: 3
Coding region: 1-915 (304 amino acids)
Source: RefSeq, a predicted model, not a curated record
AUGGGGGUCAUUGCCCCACUGUCCCAACCUGAGAGCCAAAGACUACAAGCAGUGCCCAUGUUAAUGAAUGACCAGAGCCAGAGGGAAGGUGGGGAUGGCAUGUGCCCUCCAAAGCCCUGCUGCUCACAGACAUCCUUCAGUUCAGAUCUGCCCAGGACCUUCCUCUCCGACACCAUGAAGAUCCUGGCUGUGGGGCUUGCUUUGGCCAUUGCCAUAGGACCUGAAGCUUUGGGCGUUAGAGCAAACCAACCCUUUCCGUCGCCCUCAUUGCAUGUAUUAUUCUAUGGGAUUUCAGGACUCAUGAUCGACGGCUACGUUAAAUUGACAAAGAAACUUGAAAUGGUCACAAAGUCUGAUGCCGGCAAGGCUGUGUCGGAUCAAUUUGAGAAACUCCUUGAGCCCUUCAGUGACCUGGAGAGAGGCUCUGCAAUCCCUGCAGAGCUCUCAGAAGCAAUUGCGUUGGUUUCCGGGGUCCUCUGGGGCAUCCCAGCGAAGGGCUACAGGACUUUCCAGGACGUGGAAAGACAUUCGCCUGCCAACCUUGAACACGUUGUGGACGUCCUAUCUGCGUAUCUUGAGCCAACGCUAGUGAAAACACAUUCUUAUGCAGAGCCUCUGCUCACUCCCCUCACUGAAAAGAUUUUGGAACUAGACCAGGAGAUGGACAAGAGGAUCUCUCAGGCCAUGGAGUCGCUGGACGGACAGCUGUCCUUUUACGUCAAGAGGAUGGAGGAAAUUGGGGAUGGUCUCCAACCCUUAGUGGAAGAGGUCAGUAAGCAGUUCAGGCUGGGCCUGGAGACCCUCAACAAGAAUGCAAAGCCUUACCUUGACCCUUUCCUUGAGGAGAGCAAGAAAUAUGCAGAUUCUUUCAGGGAAUGGGUGGAAGCCCCCUUGUACCCUGCAGAAGAAUCAUGAUUUCCCCGGCCAGGAACAGAAGAGGGCAAGUUGGUGGGUUGGUCAAUGGGAAUUCAAGUGAAAGGAAUCGGCUGGAGCCACAUGAAUGGGGGCAACUUCAGUGGCUUCCUCUGGAUCAGGCAAUAAAUGUCCGGUUCCCAAA